Carassius carassius (crucian carp) is the source of this 844-nucleotide messenger RNA. Its product is annotated as prolyl 4-hydroxylase subunit alpha-1-like. The record is from RefSeq and is a predicted model, not a curated record. NCBI's taxonomy places the organism in Eukaryota, Metazoa, Chordata, Actinopteri, Cypriniformes, Cyprinidae. Gene Ontology annotation, molecular function: L-ascorbic acid binding; procollagen-proline 4-dioxygenase activity; iron ion binding. The transcript has 10 exons. Gene Ontology annotation, biological process: peptidyl-proline hydroxylation to 4-hydroxy-L-proline. Gene Ontology annotation, cellular component: endoplasmic reticulum. Bases 1 to 804 code for a protein of 267 amino acids.
AUGAUCUCCUGGAAUCCAACUAACAAUGAAGUCAAAGUUCAGCUGAGCCUUUACAGACGCCAUUACCUCCAGAGAACUUCAAACCCUGACAUAUUAACACUGAACAUACAGUCAAGUAAAUAUGAGAGACUGUGCAGAGGAGAGAUUGAUAAGAGGACCUCCAGGAGGCAGAGGGCGCUGUCCUGUAGGUACAGCACAGGUGGAGGAAACCCCAGACUGAUGUAUGCACCAGUGAAAGAGGAAGUGGAGUGGGACGAGCCUCGUAUCAUCAGAUAUCAUGACAUUAUUUCAGACGGAGACAUAAAGAAUCUGAAGAAUAUCUCCAGACCUCUACUUUCUAGGUCUUUGACUAGAGCGGGUGUAUCAAAGAUCCGUACUUCUCAAAGUGUUUCUCUAGAUGAAGGCUACCCUGUGGUUGCUCGUGUCAGUCAGAGGAUUGCAGACAUCACAGGACUCUCCAUGGAAUCAGCUGAAUACCUACAAGUUCAGAAUUACGGGAUUGGUGGCAGAUAUGAACCACAUUAUGAUGCAAAGGAUAAUGAAAGGAUUGCUACAUUCUUAAUUUAUAUGAGUGAUGUGGAGAAAGGGGGCGCCACCGUGUUCCCUAAAGUUGGAGUAGCACUGAAACCAAAAAAGGGUUCAGCCGUGUUUUGGUACAACCUCCACAAGAAUGGAAAAAUGGAUUUGAAAACAGAGCAUGCUGGAUGCCCUGUGUUAAGGGGUAACAAAUGGGUGGCUAAUAAAUGGAUCCAUGAGUUUGGACAGGAGUUCAGAAGACCAUGUCCUUUGUCCUAUGGGGAGUGAAAGACACUGAGACCAUGGAGAAUUAAUAUGUAGUGCAUCU